AUGGACGCUUUUAGAGGUUAUUUAGCUGCCCAAAAGGGUCAACAUAAUCAAGCCGCCUCCAACAACCCCCCCUUCCACAGCGACCACGAAAUGCAUCAUUACGGAGCCCAUCCCAAUACAAACGCCGCACCUGCUGAUGACUACUAUACACCAUACCUUGGCCUUCGAGCACGUUUAUCACAAACCUGGAUUAAUAGAUGGACAAUUCUUUUACUUCUUAUCAUCGUACGACUUCUCAUAUCCUUGUCCACUAUCAAUGGAGACAUAGCCUCCGCAAAAACCGAAGCAUUGUCAGCAUGUACUAGUGUUGAGAAUGUUGGAAGUGCCAUGGCUUCUAUGCCUCAUUAUCUGUCUCAAGGUGUUAAUAGUAUGGCCGCUGCUGGUAUUACAAAAGCUGUUAAUGGUAUGAUGGAAAUGCUUUACUUGACUCUUACUGGAGUCGAGGAAAUCGUUCUCUUUGUCAUUCACAUGAUGACCUCAACGUACAUGUGUCUCAUCACGUUGGCUAUCACUGGUAGUCUUCAAGUUGCCAUUCAAAUGAUUGAAGAUGUUGGUGCCUUUAUGAACAAGUCAAUUGAUACUAUCACCGGCGACAUGUCAUCUGGUCUUAAAUCAUUCGAAGAUGACCUCAAUGGUUUCUUGUCUAAGAUUAACAUCGGUGGUAUCUUUGGAAGCAGUACCUCACCACCGAAAAUCGAUUUGAGCAGUGAGAUUAACAAACUUAACUCUAUUCAGAUUGAUCCCUCAACCAUGGACGCCGAUCUUGCCAAACUCAACGCUUCCCUUCCAACCUUUGACCAAGUGCAAAAUUUCACCGAUAGCAUCAUCAAGCUUCCAUUCGAAGAAGUGAAGAAACUUGUCAACGAAUCAAAGAUUGGUUACAAGUUCGAUGAUAGCGUUUUUCCGGUCCCUCAAAAGAAAUCGCUAACAUUUUGUUCCGACAACACCGCCAUCCAAGACUUUUUUAUCGGUCUCGUCAAAACGCUUAACAUCGCCAAGAAAAUCAUGCUCAUUGUCCUCAUCAUUGCCGCCAUCCUCGCUUGUGUCCCCAUGGCUUACCGUGAGAUUUGGGGUUGGAGAAGCAUGCAGAGACGGGCUGCCCUGCUCAAAGCUCACAAUUAUACUAAUGAGUUGGAUAUUCUAUACCAAGCUCAUCGCCCCUACACUUCACAAUUCGGUCUAAAACUGUCAAGGAGAUUUAAAGGCCAGAAGAAUCAAAUACUCGCGAGAUGGUUCAUCGCAUAUGCUACAUCUAUCCCAGCACUUUUUGUCCUAGCCCUCGGCAUGGCUGGCCUCUUUACCUGUCUCUGUCAAUUUAUCAUUCUUCGUACCAUCGAGAAAGAAAUUCCGGCGCUAGCAGCAGAAGUUGGAGAUUUUGCCGAACAUGUUGUCCAAGCUUUGAAUAAUGCAUCGGAGGCUUGGGCCUUGGGAGCGAACUCUGUCAUCAACAAUACAAACACGGACAUCAACGAAAACGUUUUUGGAUGGGUCAACACAACAACAGGUGCUAUCAACGAGACAUUGAAUGUCUUUACGGAUGAGAUGACGAAAGCUCUCAACGUUACAUUUGGUGGAACCAUUCUUUAUAAACCAAUCAUGGGCGUUUUCGAAUGCUUGGUUGGACUCAAAGUCGCUGGUAUCGAAAAGGGGCUUACAUGGGUUAGCGAUCAUGCUCAUGUAGAAUUUCCUGAAUUCCAACCCGACGUCUUCUCACUUGGUGCCGCUGCUUCUCUCACAAAUAGCACGGCAGAUGACAAUUUUCUCGCCAAUCCGGCUACUUCCACCACAGACGAAAUUACAGACGCAGUGGUGAAGGUAGGAAAGAAAUUAGAAGCUGUCAUUAAACAAGAAGCUCUUAUUUCUGCUUCACUCGUCAUAGUUUACUUCGUGAUUGUUUUCAUUGGUUUCGUCCGCGUGGUAAUUGGCAUGUGCGGAAGAGAUAAAUCCCGGGCGGAAGGCGGUUCGGGACCUGGCACACUAUACCGUAAUGGAUUUCCUCAUCAGCAUCUACCUGUGAUCCGAGAGGAAAAAUUCGGUUCAAAUGCAAGUGAUGGCUGGCAUGAAGAGCACAUGCGAGCAGGUGGAGAUACAAUACGAAUGCCGUUUGGAGGCGAUGGAGCUGCGGAUGAUCUUCCGUAUGAUGGUGCACCGGCUCCAAAAUACGAAGCAUCUAUUGCGCCUGUCACAACUGAAAUGGGAUCAGAGAGGUUAGGGGUAGUUCCCGGUGGAAGAGCAAAUACUAACAGGGGACCAUGGGUUAGAGAUGAGAAGGGGAGAGAGGGAUGGGAAGCGGAUGAUGCGCAGAUGAGAGCAACUAGCUCUUAUGGAUUUUUAGAAAAUGGUGAUGAGAAAUCUUCGGGUUGGGGUUUACCGCCGAGGAGGGUUUAA
Molecule: messenger RNA, 2388 nt
Organism: Sclerotinia sclerotiorum 1980 UF-70
Lineage: Eukaryota; Fungi; Ascomycota; Leotiomycetes; Helotiales; Sclerotiniaceae
Exons: 1
Coding region: 1-2388 (795 amino acids)
Cellular component (GO): mating projection tip
Source: RefSeq, a predicted model, not a curated record